UUCAGGACGUAUGAUUCAGUGGAAUUUUAUCCUGGACCCAGUUUAAAUGUUAUCAUUGGACCAAAUGGGACUGGUAAAUCAACUAUAGUAUGUGCUAUAUGUUUGGGGUUGGCUGGAAAAACAAGUCUAUUGGGUCGAGCUUCUCAGUUUUCUGAAUACAUUAAAUAUGGAAAUUCUGCAGGAAAAAUUGAACUUGAAUUGUUCAAUGCCUCAGGAGAUAACUAUAUUAUUAAACGUGAAAUACAUAAAAAUAAUUCAUCGACAUGGAAGGUCAAUGGUAGACCAUCUACACAGAAAGCUGUUGAAGAAACAGCAGCUAGAUUGAGUAUUCAAGUUGGUAAUUUAUGUCAGUUUUUGCCACAAGAGAAAGUGGCAGAUUUUGCAAAAAUGUCUCAACAAGAAAUGUUGGAGAAUACAGAAAAGGCGGUUGGUGGUAUGGAAUUGUAUGAAAACCAUCAGAAACUGAAAGAUGCCAGGAAACAAGCCAGAACUUUAGAAAUUGAUUUCACAACAUUACGAGACAGACUGGAACAAGAAAAACAGAAAAAUGCACGUCUGGAACAAGAUGUUAAAAACUUUGGUGAAAGACAAUCACAUAUUGAAAGAAUAGAUUUACUGAAGAAGAAAAAACCUUGGGUGGAAUAUGAAAACACCAGAAAGAGUUAUAUAGAAAAAAGGAACAAUUUAAAAGAAAAAGAGGAUGAAUUAAAGAAAGCAAAAUCCAGCCUCAUUCCUUUAGAAAAAGAACUUCAGGCAGCUAAACACCUUAAAGAAUCAUUUGAAGCCCAGAUUAAACAGAAAAGUACACAGAUUAAAAGUUAUGCUGAUAAGGUGAAAUCAGCUACAGAUGAAUUAGAGAGUUGGACUGAUAAGAUAACUGACAUUCAGAAAGAUUUGAAAUUUAAACAAGAGGAGGAAGAUGGAAGAUUGAAAAAGUUAAGUGGGUUAAAGAAACAGUUACAUGUUUUAGAGAAAGAAUUAUCAAAUUUAGACACUACAGAAGAUGUACAGCCUGCUAUAGAAAAGAUCAAUCUAGAUAUGAGGAAUGCUGGGAAAGAAAUGAGUAACUUGAAUCAACAGGGUGACAGUCUCAGAAUGGAUAUCAACAACAAGAAGAGAGAGUUACAAGAGAUGCAGCUGUCAUUACGCAGGCUACAAGAUAUUGGUAAUCAAAGACUAGAAAGUUUACGACGUAGUCACAGGGAUACAUAUGAAGCUGUUGUGUGGUUAAGACAAAAUAGAGAUAAGUUUAGAGGAGAAAUUUGUGAACCUGUUCUGCUCUGUGUGAAUGUAUAUAAUCCAGCUGAUGCCAAGUAUUUAGAAACUCACAUCUCCUUUAAUGAUAUGAAGAUGUUUGUAGUAGAGAAUGCUGAAGAUCUGGAAGUAUUUCUAUCUGCUGUUAGAGAUCAACAGAAACUGAAAGUUAAUGCUGCUAAAAUGCCACCUCAAGCUGUGUCAUCUUAUAAAGCUAAAUAUGAUAUUAAUCACUAUAGACGCUAUGGUUUUCACCAUUAUUUAAAAGAUAUGUUUGAAUGCCCUGAUCCUGUGAUGAGAUAUCUAUGUUGUUUAUAUCGUGUUCAUUCUAUACCAGUAGGAGAUAAAUAUACUAAAGAUAAUGUAGAUGGUGUUAUUAAAGAUCAUUCUGAAUUAAACAUUUUUCUACCACAAUCCUGUUCUAAUGAAUUUUUAUCCAAUCAAAGUGUGUCAUGUAGAAUUCAUUUUUUUUUAACAAUGACUCAUGUGUUAUGCCAUAAAAUGGAUAUGCCUUUUUUUCAGAGCCAUGAGAAAAUAAUCAAAUCUCUAGAAGAUAAAUAUCGUGAAAUUCAGACUAAAUCAAAAGAAUGGGAUGCAACUCUCAAUCAACUGAGAGAACAAAAGAAAAAAUUACAAGAACAGAAAGGAAUAGAAAGACGACUACAGACUCAGAUAUCACAUAAAAAAGACAGUAUAUUACGUGUAGAAUCAGAGAAGGUCGAUUUGACAGCUGAAGAAAAUGAUGCAAAGAAUCAGAUUAAACAGAUUACUAUCAAAAAAUGUAAAAUAUUGAAGGAAUUAAAAUCUAAUACUUUGGUAAGAAUCUUGAAUAUUUAUUUUUAUUUUGUGGUAAUAAACUUAUUGCUUUUUUCUUAUUUUCCAGAAAUCUUUUUAAUUAUGCAUUCGAUAAGUUCCAAGUGCAGUGGAGAGUUAAAAGAAAGUUCCAACAAAGUAAAAGAUGAAGCCAGAAGGAUGUUGUCUAUUGCUAAAAAAGCUACCAAUACUGCUCAGGAUGAAGAACUCUCCCAGGAAUGGAAAAAUGUAACAAUCAUUGAUGAUUAUAUUUUCCAGCUAUUUUCAACCUGUCCGCUGGAAUUAGAGACUAUAGAAGCUGAAAUACAUGAAGAACAAGCUCGAGCUGAUUGUACUUUACAGACUGAUGAAUCGGUAGUAAAAGAGUAUCAUAAAAGAAAAGAUUCUAUCAAUAAACUAGAGAAAGAGUUAAAACAGAGAUUAACAGCUAAAGAAAACCAUCAAGAUGAGGUGAACCGAGCUAAAGAAGAAUGGCUAGGGCCUUUACAACAACUUAUUGCAAGGAUCAAUAAAAAUUUCAGUUAUUUUUUUCAAUGUAUGAAAUGUGCUGGGGAGGUUGAAUUGGCAAUCCCAGAAAACCCUGAAGACUAUGAGAAGUAUUCAGUUAAAAUUAAAGUUAAAUAUCGUGAUGCUGAUGCUCUAAGGGAGUUAACUCCACAUCAUCAAAGUGGUGGAGAGAGAAGUGUCGCUACUGUAUUAUAUAUGUUGGCAUUACAAGAAUUAGCCAAAUGUCCUUUUAGAUGUGUUGAUGAAAUUAAUCAGGGAAUGGAUCCAGUCAAUGAAAGAAAGGUGUUCGAAUUAGUGGUAGAAACAGUGUGUAGAAAUGCCAAUUCACAAUAUUUCCUUCUUACACCUAAGUUACUGCCAGAUUUGGAAUAUGCUGAUAACAUGAGGAUACUGUGUGUUCAAAAUGGCCCGUUAAUGAUGAACCAUACUGACUGGAAGUUAAAGGCUUUCUUAAGAAGAAGGAAUAAUAUUAACUGUGAUUCUCAAGACAAUUGA
Molecule: messenger RNA, 3069 nt
Organism: Lottia gigantea (owl limpet)
Lineage: Eukaryota; Metazoa; Mollusca; Gastropoda; Lottiidae
Exons: 22
Biological process (GO): double-strand break repair via homologous recombination
Cellular component (GO): Smc5-Smc6 complex
Molecular function (GO): ATP binding; ATP hydrolysis activity
Source: RefSeq, a predicted model, not a curated record